AUGGGUCUCGACUCGGGAGAGGGUGUAGAAGUAGCUGGACCAGCUGGAACUAAUCUCGCUGGUUGGACAAUUGUUCUAUACAGCGGUGCCAAACCAAAUAAAGCUGUAACUUAUGAUACAAUUAAUUUAAAUCGUGUGAUUACUAAUCAAGGCGGUGGAUACGGUACACUUGCAUUUCUUCAUGAGCCGAUUCAAAACGGACCCCAAGAUGGAUUCGCACUCGUCAAUCCGAGCAAUAAGCAUAUUCUUAUGGAACGUGGUAGAAGAUUAUAUGCUGAUUUACACUAG
Rotaria sordida is the source of this 288-nucleotide messenger RNA. Lineage: Eukaryota; Metazoa; Rotifera; Eurotatoria; Philodinida; Philodinidae. The record is from the annotation of a GenBank genome assembly.